AUGGGGUGGGAGACGGCGCAGGCCCUGUUCUCCCUCAUGCUGCAUGCUGUUUUUCGGGCGCCCAUGGCCUUUUUCGACUCUACUCCUGCAGGGCGAGUGCUUUCUCGAGUGAGUGGUUCAGUGCGGUUGGUAUUGAUGUGCUGUGUGGUGCAUGCGGGUAUACGUGCUACUAGCACUAGGCAGUGUGCUCUUUGUGCUGCUGCCAGUGAGUGGUGCAAUGCGGUGCUGUGCGGUGAAGUUAGAUGUGCUACUAGCACUAGGCAGUGUGCUCUUUGUGCUGCUGCUAGUGAGUGGUGCAAUGCGGUGCUGUGCGGUGAAGUUAGACGUGCUACUAGCACUAGGCAGUGUGCUCUCUGUGCUGCUGCGAACGGUAGCGGUGUCCUGGAUGGGGCGUCAACAGACCAGGCAACAGUGGAUCUAGACCUCCCGUUCCGCUUUGGCACGGUUCUCUCUCUUCUCUUCCAGCUGCUCGGCAUUCUCUCAGUCACCUCCUUCAUCACCUGGCCUGUGCUUUUUGCCAUAGUGCCCCUCGCUUACUUCUACUUCUCAUAUCAGGAAUACUACCUGACAACUUCUAGGGAGCUCUCUCGCCUGGAUGGGGUUACCAAGUCGCCCAUAAUCGAGCACUUCAGCGAGUCGCUAUCCGGGGCAGCGGUGAUUCGGGCAUUUGGUGAAGAAUCUCGGUUCGCGCGCACGAGUGCAGCGCGGGUGGACAGCAACACACGAGUGGCGUUCUGCAGCAGAGGCGCCGUCGAGUGGCUGGGCUUCCGCCUUGAGCUGCUGGGAUCGCUGCUGCUCUGCUUCUCUGCUCUCAUGCUCACCCUGCUGCCGCCCUCUGUCGUUUCACCAGGUAGGAUUGGCCUGAAAGAGGGUGUGCGUGUGUUAUUGGAAGUGAAUUCUCGCUUCUGCUUCUACUCGCUUCUGCUACUCCGCACUUGUGCUCUCUUCCGUGAUCGCUGCUCGCUUCUCUGCUGCUCUGCAUUUCUGCACUCGUGUUCACCUCACCGCCCUCCUGUCCUCUCCUCUUUCUCCUCGCUUGCUAUCUCCUCUUGCCUUAAACCCUCAGGUCUGGCGGGCAUGUCCCUCUCCUACGGCCCUGCUCUCUCCCAAGUGCUCUUCUUUGCGUGGUGUUCCCUGGACAACCAGAUGGUCUCAGUGGGCCUGGCGGGCAUGUCUCUCUCCUACGGCCUUGCUCUCUCCCAGGCGCUCUUCUUCGUGGUGUGGGCGUGGUGCUCCCUGGAGAACCAGAUGGUCUCAGUGGAGCGAAUCCUCCACUUCUCCCACCCCGCUGUGCCCUCUGAAGCCCCCCUCGUCAUUCCCAGCCACCGGCCGCCUCCUUAUUGGCCAAACAAGGGGCGAGUGGAGUUCGACAGCCUUCAGGUCCAGUACCGGCCAGACCUGCCAAUGGUGCUCAAGGGCGUGACUGUAACGAUCCCAGGCGGGCACAAGGUCGGGAUUGUGGGCCGCACUGGCAGCGGCAAGCCAACGCUCGUCGCUGCUCUCUUCCGAUUGGUCGAGCCUGCGGGCGGCAGGGUGGUGAUUGAUGACGUGGACAUUGGAAGCAUCGGACUGGGCGACCUGAGGGGACGGCUGGCGAUCAUACCACAGGACCCGACAUUGUUCCAGGGGUCUAUUCGAAUGAAUUUGGACCCUGCAGGGGAAUACAAUGAUGCCCAGAUAUGGGAGGCUCUGGACAGGUGUCAGCUGGGGGACACUGUUAAGGGCAUGGAGGAGAAACUGGAUGCACAGGGAACCGUGGCUGAGUGCAAUUCACCGGCUGAGCUCAUGCAUGACCCUGAUUCCAUGUUUUCGCGCCUUGUGGCGGAAUAUGCGACGCUAUCCCGUUCGCGUCGUUCACUGAUCCCGUUUCUCCUCGCAGGAUCGCUCGCGACAAUGGAUAAGGAUCAAGCCGCGCCUGCAGCAGAGACCGUCGACGCGACGGCUGCAGCUGCUGCUGACCUGUCGAUCGCCGAUAAGCCAGCAGCCGAGCCCACGGAGCAGAAGGAUCAGAAGGAAAAGAAGGAGAAAAAGGAGAAACCCAAGAAGGAGAAGGUCCCUAAGGAGAAAAAGCCCAACCAACAAGGCGGAGGAGGUGGAGGCGGCGGGGGGAAGAAGGAAGUAAAGAAGGAAACGCUGCUGGGUCUGUCGGUUAAGAAAUCGGAGGAUUAUGGGAAGUGGUACUCGGAGGUGGUGGUGCAGUCAGAGCUCAUUGAGUACUAUGACGUGUCUGGUUGCUACAUCUUGCGACCCUGGUCCUACUCCAUCUGGGAAACCAUCAAGGACUUCUUUGACGCGGAGAUCAAGCAGCUGGGCGUGCAGAACUCCUACUUCCCCAUGUUCGUCUCUGAGAGGGCGCUCAACGCCGAGAAGGACCACGUGGAGGGCUUUGCUCCCGAGGUGGCGUGGGUGACCAAGUCAGGUCAAUCCGAGCUGGACGUGCCGAUCGCCAUCCGCCCCACGAGUGAGACGGUGAUGUACCCCAUCUACGCCAAGUGGAUCCACUCGCACCGCGACCUGCCUCUGAAGCUCAACCAGUGGAACAGCGUCGUGCGCUGGGAGUUCAAACACCCCACGCCCUUCAUCCGGAGUCGCGAGUUCCUGUGGCAGGAAGGCCAUACGGCCUUCGCCAGCAAGGAGGAGGCGGACGUGGAGGUGUUGGCCAUCCUGGAGCUCUACCGCCGCAUCUACGAGGAGCUGCUCGCAGUGCCGGUGGUCAAGGGUGUGAAGAGCGAGCGGGAGAAGUUCGCAGGCGGCCUCUACACCACGACUGUGGAGGCGUUCAUCCCAGCGACAGGCAGGGGCAUCCAGUCGGCCACAUCGCACUGCCUGGGGCAGAACUUUGCCAAGAUGUUCAACAUCGAGUUUGAGGACGACAAGGGCGCCAAGCAGAUGGUGUGGCAGAACAGCUGGGGGCUCUCCACGCGCUCGAUCGGAGUGAUGGUGAUGGUGCAUUCAGACGACAAGGGCCUAGUGCUGCCGCCCAACGUGGCGCCCAUCCAGGCCAUCGUCGUCCCCAUCCCCUUCAAGGACGCCGACCGGGCGGCAGUCGUGGCGGCAGCCGCCGACGUGGGCACCCAGUUGCGGGCGGCGGGGGUGCGGGUGAAGGAGGACACGCGGGACAACUACUCGCCGGGCUUUAAGUACAACUUCUGGGAGCUCAGGGGUGUGCCGAUUCGGGUGGAGCUUGGCCCCAGGGACCUGGCCAACAAGCAGGUGGUUCUCGUACGCCGAGACACGGGAGUCAAGGAGACAGCCCCCUGGGAGGGGCUGGGCGAGCGGGUGAAGGCCCUCCUCGCCACCAUUCACGCGGACAUGCUUGCUCGCGCCACCAAGGAGCGUGACGACAGCAUUGUCAAGAUCACCCAGUGGGACGAGUUCAUGCCGGCCAUUGAUGCCAAGAAGAUGGUGCUGGCGCCGUGGUGCGACGAGGAGGCGGUGGAGGAGGAUGUGAGGAAGAGGAGCGCUGGCGCUGGGGAGGGCGGAUCCGCCAAGACAUUGUGCAUGCCCUUCGAGCAGCCCGAGCUGCCUGAAGGCACACUCUGCUUUGCGUCUGGCAAGCCAGCCAAGAAGUGGGCUCUGUGGGGGCGCAGCUACUAA
Closterium sp. Yama58-4 is the source of this 3597-nucleotide messenger RNA. The record is from the annotation of a GenBank genome assembly. NCBI's taxonomy places the organism in Eukaryota, Viridiplantae, Streptophyta, Zygnematophyceae, Desmidiales, Closteriaceae.